Spea bombifrons (plains spadefoot toad) is the source of this 2419-nucleotide messenger RNA. RefSeq names its product G2/M-phase specific E3 ubiquitin protein ligase (gene G2E3). The transcript is spliced from 15 exons. Gene Ontology annotation, cellular component: nucleus. NCBI's taxonomy places the organism in Eukaryota, Metazoa, Chordata, Amphibia, Anura, Pelobatidae. Bases 182 to 2272 code for a protein of 696 amino acids. The record is from RefSeq and is a predicted model, not a curated record. Gene Ontology annotation, molecular function: ubiquitin-protein transferase activity.
UGGAGUCGGAUGUUAGGGUUUGAAUUUUUGGGUCAGUUUGAAUAGAGAAUUCGACGGAGAAAGGGGCCUUUGGAAGUACGGAAACGGGAGCGAUCCAUAAAAGUGGGCAGUGAACUUUAAGGGAUAUUUCUACCCCGUCUAUAGAACCGGAAGUCAGGUUUGCAUGAUUUGAGCUUUCAGAAUGAAUCACACCGGCCAGUUGUCUGAGAGCUUGCCCUGCAUGCUCUGCGGCCGGAAGGAUGACUGUCCCGAAAAGUAUGGUGACAAAAAGACUUACCCUGAACACGGCCUGACUUUGCAUUACAACUGUCUACUGCUAUCCAGUGGUGUAUGGCAAAGAGGAGAAGAGAAUGAGGGGAUAAAUGGCUUUCUGGUCGACGACAUUAAGAAAGAAGUACAGAGAUCCAGGAAGUUGAGAUGCGCCAUAUGUAAGUACCGGGGAGCUUCCAUUGGCUGCGUGAUUCCACGAUGUAAACGCAGCUAUCACUACCCUUGCGGGAUGGAGAAAGAGUGCAUCUUCCAGUUCACUGAUAGCUUCAGGUCAUACUGUUGGGACCAUCGGCCUGUUCAAAAAAUCCUUCCUUCUAAAAUGGUCGGGUCCUCCACUUGCACCAUAUGCCUGGAAAAUGUUGACCACGUUCCUUCAUUUUAUGUCUUGCGUGGACCAUGCUGCAAAACCUCAUGGUUUCACAGAGAUUGCCUGCAGUACCAGGCGCUGAGCGCUGGAUUGUAUUUCUUUCGCUGCACUGUGUGUAACAAUAGAGAGAAGUUUCAGAGUGAAAUGCUGCGGAUGGGUAUCCAUAUUCCUGAAAGAGAUGCAUCGUGGGAGUUGGAGGAAAAUGCGUUCCAGGAGCUCCUGGAGCGAUAUCAGCGUUGUGACGUGAAAAGGUGUAUUUGUCAGAGUGGACGGGAUUAUAACAAACCAGACAGCAAGUGGGAAAUUGUGCGGUGCCAGUCGUGUGGGUCCAGUGGCACGCACAAGGCCUGCUCCUCUCUGCAGCAGCUCAACCAGACCUGGGAAUGUUCCGAAUGUCAGAACAUCGUCUGCACUCCUGGGAAGCGAUCACGUCCGUCUCUGACCGCUUCAGACUGUCUUGGUAUUGCAAUGGAACAGUCUCCAAAAUGCCCCAGGCUGUCCACGACCCCCAGGAGCAAACGCAUACCAAAACAAAUCCUUCAGCGGGACAGACCCAUCUCUGACAUCCUGCAGGAGUUAAGACUCCAGGUUAACAAGAAUUCUGUCUGUUCGCUGCUCGUGCAAAGGAAGUCCCUGUGGAACAGUUCUCUCAAGUGCUUUGUCAAGAACAACUUCUCCCCUUCCAGUACCCUGCGUGUAAAAUUCACAGAGUACAGCCUGAGAAAAGCGAGCAACCAGGCCAACAUCUCCCUAUCGGAGUAUUUCGGGCUCUUACUUGAUGCAAUGCAGAACUCUACGCUCUUUGAGGGAUCUGACCGAAAAACCAUUUCCAUGGAUCUGGAUGCCCUAAAUGAAAACUUCUACUACGAGGCUGGUCGAAUGGUGGCGGUUGCGCUGGUUCACGGUGGACCAGCCCCUGGGUUUUUCUCCCCGACACUCUUCUACUGCCUCGUUUAUGAUCCUCUGCACGUGCAGCCGGUGUUAGACGACGUGGCAGACUCCAAUGUGUUGCAGGCAAUACGAAUGAUCCAGUCUUGUCAUAAGAUCCAAACGCUGAAGUCUACAGUCAACCAUUACUUAGAUUACCUUCAAAAUACCGGAAGCCUGUGCCUUGUGCAGACUCUGAGCGACAAGCUCUUGCUGGUCAAGGACAUGUUGUCUUAUCAUGUAAUACGUAGAGUGCUGAAACCCCUGCAAAGCUUCAAAGAAGGCCUAAAGACUCUAGGGGUUCUGGAGAAAAUACAGGCCCAUCCUACCACAUUUUGGAGCAUUCUGUGUUUAAAGCCAGAGAAGCUGACGGCCAAAGCGAUGGCUGAACUAUUCACGGUUACGUAUCGUGCAAACUCCCAGGCCGGUCAGCAAUGUGACGCAGCUAGCUUCUGGGCUGAAUACCUGGAAGACACGGAAGAAGGAUCGACUGCCGUUUCCCUGGAGAACAUUCUUCGAUUUGCAACCGGUGUAGACUCCAUCCCACCAGCUGGUUUCGAUCCUCCGCCUUCUAUUCAGUUCCAUCACAAUGUUAUUCCCAUGGCAAACAGAAACCGUAAUAGUUUGAAGCUUCCGAUGACUUCCAGCUACAGGGAAUUUAGACAAUUGUUGGACACGACGAUAUACGACUCCUCGAAAAGCACGUAGCUUGACCGCCUUCUCUGCGAUUCUUAUUGGGUUUCUCAAACUCAUAGGCAACGUUACAAAAAAAACCCCACAAAUGCUGCUGUUUUGCUUUCCAGCUUCUGCCAGACCAUUGGAGGUUAAUGGAGGACUACUAAAAAAAAAAAAAAA